UCGAGUGGACGGGAAAACCACUAAGAGAAUUCGGGAAAUUAAACGUUACAUCCUGCACCCAACCAGACUGAAACCACCACUGUAGUAGUUUAGUUUUUCAGCCCCAUCAGUUCGCUCUCGAGGUUCACUUUCAUUUCAACCGUACCAACAACAGCAGCAUAUUGUUUCGCGGUGUCCUUUUGUCGCUUGAUUAGUUUGGUUCUUUCGUUAUCAUCGGUCCCAUCCUUGGCGUUAUCUCUGAGUACCUGCACUUUCGGUCGUUCUGGUACAGAGUGUCCAGCACGUGAUUAGGAUAAUUAAACUAACGUUUUACUGCGUCAAUGCUAAUACAUAUAAUAUUGAUUUAAGGUUGGUUAUGGGUUGCCUGUUACCGUCAGAAGGGUAUUCCUUCCAAAGGUGUUGAAUGUUAUGUUUGCUUUGCAAUAGUUUGUUUUGCCAUCCGUCAACCCCCUCACUGUUUACUCUGAACAGCACCUACGGAGCCUUGCGUCUAUGUGUGAACGUGUAUCUAUGAAGCUCUUCGGUAACAUAUUUAUAACGAAUAACUACGAAACGCACAUUUAUAGUGUUUUGAAAAUUAGUAGUGAAUGAUAGCAGUGAAGGUAGUUAAAACAUAAUCCAGUGGCUUGGAGCGACCAGUCCUGACAGAUACAUCGUCCUUGGGAGUGUAUCUGUGAUAAGUAGUGCUAGUACCAAAGUGUCGUCUAAUGUUUACAAUAUGGUUUUGAAAAUCUCACGUAGUUUCUGCAUAAAUGUAAAUUUUGGAAUUUAUUAUCGCAACCCUUGUCAUACAUCAUUCGACGAGGACUAGAGAGGGUUGUUCAUUGCAAUAUUAUACAACUUGCAUGCAUAACGAUUAUGUUAUGCAACGAUUUACGCGAAAGAAAAGAUGAAUGUUUUAUGGAUAAAUGAAUUUUAAUCGAAAUACAUCGCGUAUUCAUUCAGAUUUUAACUUAAAAUAAAAAUGGUACUUUAAAACAGAAGACCUUUUAAGGAUCCUCUUCCAAUAGUAGAGAACCAACGUGAAUCGAAGCAAUGAAACCCCAUUAGUUUGUAACCUUUAAAUGUAAUUAAUUUUGUAUCUGAAAUAUGGAGAUAAAUAGAAAUGCUUCUAGAGUAUAAAACGAAAUGCUAAUAUCCAUUUUUCAAAUAAACUAAUAUUAAAAAAAAAACAUAAAAAUUACCAAAAAACCCUAAUUUUCUUAGAAUUAAAAUUAACCCCGGGGAAAAUCUAACGCUUUAAAUUUUAAAUGUUAUAUAUUUACACAUACUACGAAAAAAUUGACUAUCGGUCUCAACGAAUUCCUCACGAAUUCAACGGUACAUUUAGAUGGUCUAACCACUUUGAAUUUUUUGCUAAGAAAAAGACCAAAAAUUUAAAAAAGUAGAGAAAACCAGAGUCUGCAAUUACUGGGACUUUCAAUAAAAAAAAAGACACAAGAAAAUAUUAUGGAUAAGUGUAGUUUAAAAAUAAAAGAAAAUAAUAAAAGAAUUCGUAGAUUGAUACGUGCAACUGCUGAAACAUCAUCCGUUUGUGAUAGUCCGACUAUUGUCAGAACAACCCCAAUUCCAACGUCAUUUUCAACGGCAUCACCAUCAACCAUAACACCAGCUUCAUCAGUAGUCGUAGCCACAAGUACACCAACUGUCUCAGCACCUUCAAGAACAAUGGGCGGAGGUAUGACAACACAACAACCACUUCCAACUGAAACCUAUCAUAACAUCCCUUGCGUUUCACCAAUCCUAACAACAUGUGCAACAUGCCCGCCUGGUAGCCUAUUGGUGAACUCGGCGGCCUCAACCACAGACAAUAAAAUCGGUCUAAAAACAAGUGAAAAGUUCUCCGUUAGUGUUUUCGAUACAGGCGGUGUUGGUCCCUUUGGAGGAAGCAGUGGAAGUGUUGGUGAAAGUAGCUGUAGUAAAAGUGACGGUUUCAACAACAACACGACCCUUACGUCAGUUCGCAAAAGUUCAGAAAUCGAGAUUCCACAAUCAGCGAAUCGAAUGGCGAAGUUCUCAUUUAAAUCGUCCGCGGAGGAUGAUCCUUAUCAGUACACAAUUACGUCUCCGAAUAAUCCUUUUCUUCCUGAAAUUAUCGCGAAACGUUGUAGUAUGGAUAUGUCAGCGGAUAGCGAGAGUUCGUCGCCACCGUAUCAGGAUUUAGUGGCAUCACCAACGAGUAUGGGAGAACCACCGCCAGAUGCGCCUGCGGGGAAGCUUUCACCAAUGAAAAUCUUUGGUAUCGGUAGUGGUACCAGCGGUGGUGGGAAGACAUCGAACCCAUUUUUAAGUAGUAACUGUACUAGUCCGCAAUGUGAUUUGAAUGCGAAGCGAGAGGAAUUUUUGAAGGCAACUAUGAAGAUUUGUUUAGUAGUUUCACCACCAUCGAAUAAGUUACAGUUAAAAUCAAAAAGUCUAACAGAUUUGGAUAUUUUGGACUCAAUAUCAUGUCAACGAAGUACAACGAUAGACCCCCAAAAACAACAACGAUCUGAGCACAAGGAUUCAACAACAAUAUCAACUGCAACAGCAACUCCAACGAUACCACCGACAACAUCAUCAUAUCAUCACCAACAUCCCCAGCAUAGUGUUAAGCAAACUAUAGCAUCCAUCAAUGCAAAUAGUUCGUCCUGUAAUAAGAUAUGUUGUCUUGGUUCACUCUCGGCCCCAACGGCGGCCGUUGCGUCACAAACAGUAUCAUCGAUUAAUUGUAAUUUGAUUACUUCGCCGACAAGUAGCCAAAAUCAAUCAAAUUUUCAUCCGAAAAAGAAAUCAUCGUUUAUGCAAAGAAAGAAACCGCUUUUGUCUAGAAGUCAGGUAUCAAGUUCAGAAUACUUUUCUGUUAGCUUUUGUACUAAUUCGGAUAGACAAGAUGAGGAACUUAUACCUGCUAUUAAGGGCACAACACUAUUAGAAGCUCUAAAUCCUGCCUUGAAGAAGAGAAAUUUAAGUUUUUCACAAAUAGCAAUAUGCGACAAUAGCUUUCACUGUUAUACGGAACCAACAAGUUCCCCACCGUACACAAGUUCCUUAGAUGAAAGCACCGACGUUGAAAGUUUAGCUGGAAAACAUCUUAUAAUCGUCGAUCGCGACGGAAGUAAACGAACGGGACAACUCCAAAAGGCAGCAUCUUUUGGUGCCCGUACUCGACCACCUCGCCUUCUAUCCUCCGCUUCAACCGAGGAAACAACGGAAUCCGAACAGAAAAUCGUCCCUGGAAAGCAAUUGAAACAACGUUGGUCCGGUCUAUUCGGCAUGAAAAACAAUCAACAACAAAAUCAAUUGUGUCAACUUCUCGACGACUAUGAUCGACGGGGUGUACCGCAAAAGAUACAUUCAAUGAGUUUUCAACAACCGGAAUUUCAAAAUGCCUUGAAUUUUUUGGAUAAAUAUCAAACAAUGUCUAAAUCUUGGCGAGAUUUUGUCCAUUGUGAUGAUAUGUCGGAUAGCGAUGUAAAGAUACAAUCAGCCAUUUGGGAACUAGUUACAACGGAAAUUGAUUAUAUAAAUGUACUUAAGACGGUUACGGAUCUAUUCCUGGCCUGCCUGGAAGGCAUACAGGAUAACAACCUAUUAACUGACGUGGACCAGCACAAACUCUUCUCCAACAUUUACGAUAUCUAUGAAGCGAACGUGCAAUUUUGGAGCCACUAUUUGCAUCCAAUGGUGGAGAAUAGUAUGGGCACGGGUUGUCCGUUAUCAAUAGAUUACUUCCAGGAAGGAUUCAUCAAUUUUGCCAUAAACUUUGCUCCCUACAAGAAGUAUUGUGCUGAGCAAAGUACUUGCCAGUUUUAUUGUAAAGAAUUGAAUCGAAACAAUCCGCUUUUCACGUAUUACUUAACAUGGUGCGAAGCCCAGAAAAUGUGCAACCGACUACGCUUGGCCGAUAUUUUGGUGAGGCCAAUGCAAAGACUGACGAAAUAUAGUUUAUUGUUGUUGGCGAUUAGGAAGCAUAUAACGGAUGAAAACGAUGGGGAUAAUAUGGAUGCAAUGAUACAUUCUGUGGAAAAUUUUGUAUGCAGUGUAAAUACUCAUUUGACGACAAGGCAAGAAAACGAACGUCUCAAAGGCAUCAUGGCCCGCAUCGAGUCCUAUGACGUAGUGGACUCUAAUAAUGAACAUCUAGAUAAAAUCACAAAGCAAUAUUCAACCAUGUUCGACUUAUGCUCUCCGAUGAAAGGGGUCAUUGGAGUUGCCCAAGGACGACACCUCUUCAUGGAGGGCGACCUGAAAUUCAAAGAUAAUUUAGGGAAAUCCGAUGUGCAUUGCUUCCUUCUAACCGAUAUUUUAUUAGUAUGUAAAACCAUCGCAAAGAAAGGUCAAGGUACCCUUAAAGUGAUACGACAACCAUUCCUCACGGACCGAUUAAUAGUCAAGCACAAGGACAACAUUUUGUAUUGUGUCUACUUGAAUGAAUUCCAAAUUGCCGUGGCAGCUUUCACAUUACAAUGUACCGAGGCGAAAAGCUGGUAUGAGGCAAUGAACAAAGCCAAACAUAUCUACUCGAGACUGAAGCAAGGAUCUAAUUGGGAAGGAUAUAAUUUAAGGCAUACGAAUAGUGGUAGCUUCAACAAUGCCGAUACCUUGAGUAUUAAGAAAUCACCGAUUAAUAGCUCGAUAGGAAGCCGAGUGUCCAGUUUGAAUAAUAGUCAUAGCGGUUCGGUGGAACUGAACGAUUCCAGGAAUGUUUCCAUUGAUUUCGAGAAGACAAACUCCUUGUCCAGCGAUGAAGGAUCAUUCAUGAGCUGUAAUCAAUCCUCUGCAACGAAACCAAAAACGCUCCUUGCGAGUCCACAAAAACUGAAAACGACUUCAUCAAAUCAGCUUGCCGUCCAGCCGCACAACAAUUUGGGACAAAGUUUGCCAAAUUUGAACAUACACCCUAGUCAGACCAGUAAUCUUUAUCAUACUUAUAGUAACAAUACGUUGCUUGUACCGGGUAGUAGCCAUUCAGGCUAUCUACUAUUAUCACCAAGUCAUCGUGGUAUAUCGUAUCCGCCACCAAGUCCAACAAGAGCCACAUUACGUCGAGGUUUUGCAUUUUCAUCGUCCAUUAAAAAUCCGCCUCUAGUUAAAACCAGAAAUAUAACAUCACAAAAUAGUUUUGCGUUUCCAAUAGCUUCUGCAGGAGGAGCUGCUCAAACCCAGUCACAACAAACGCAAUCCCAACAGCAACAACAAAUUCCAUCACCUAGUGUUCAACAGCAGCAGCAGCACCAACAAUUACAGCCUCAGUCACCAUCUAGCAAUAGUUUAACAAUAAGUAAUGAAAGUAAUGUUUGAUUCAGUUGAUCUUUACCAAGUAUUAUUGUUUACACCUGACCAUUUUGUUAGAUAAAUACUUAAUUUUUUUCUUCUUCUACUUUGUUGGAAGUCAUUGUUUUUUAUUGUGGUGCAAUGGUUUUUUUUUAAGUUUAAGGUUAAAUUAUGAAUUUUUGUUUUAGUAGAACUAGUAAAGAAGUUUGAAUACUAGUGAGUGUUGCAUUAUUUGAUAAUUGAAAUUUUCUAAAUAAUUUUCAACUAAUUAUUCACAAUCACUUGACAAAAAAUCAUUAUUGAAGUUUUCCGCAAAUAUCAAAAAUAAUUUAAAUAUAUAAAACCAAUUGUUAUUGUUAAUUAUCAGCCUCAAAAAUUAUGAGAGCAAACAAAAUGGUUUUGAAUUCGAAAAUUGUCAUUGCCGUUCCUUACUUUCGUCAAUAUCAAAUUUUGCAACAUAUUUUUACUACUUUUCAACGAAUUACAAACUUAAUAUUGAGUAUAUUCGGAUGUCAUACUAAUUAUAUUACUUUAAAAAAAAGUACUUUUCUAAAAUAUACCUAUAGGUAGACAUAAUCUUCCAUUAAUGCCUUCCUGAAAACAAAUUGAAAUUAACCAUUCUUUUCAACCUUUUAAGUAGCUUUUGUACUUAUAGUUUCAAAGUCAAGUUCAAUCACAAAUCCAUACACUUACAUAUUUAUAAAAAAAUAUAUAUGUUCGCAAACAUGUAUCGCGGUGUUUGUGAUUUAAAAAAAUACAAGUUUGCAUGCAUAUAUAUGUAGAAAUACACACAAAGCCAUACCAAAGACUCUAAUGACCAAUUAGAAACCCCAUGUAAGAUUAUUAUAAAUAUAGUCUAAAAAACCGUGCAAUAUAAAUACCAAUGCAUGUUAUAUAAUCUGCGUUUGAAGAACUAUUUAGUUGUGAUGUUCAAAGGGGUGAGACCCUUAAUGUUAUUUUUGACAAUUUUAUAAAAAUUGUGCUUAAUUUUGAAGCAAUUGGGGUAGCAGAACAGUUUGUAACCAGCUAGUAUGGGAAGAAAAUACUCCUGAGUAAUAUAAUAGUAUAUGCUAAAACUACGGUUUGCGGCGAAGUUUCUUAAAUUUAUAGUUUUAAUUUGAAUUAGUAAAUUGAGAUAACCCACUCUUAGCGCAGAUUAAAUAUAACAUCAUCAAGCAACAUGAACACUUCAAAUAACACAAUAUUUUCAGAAUAAAUAUUCCACUGUUAUCACUGCUAAGCUGUAGUCGCUGAAGGAAAAAUAGAUCAUAUUUAUCAAAGAAGGAAGAAACUCCAUUAUUUGGAGAGUAAUAUACACACUUUAUUUAUUUAGAAUACCAAAUAUAUUUGUGAGAAUUUGUAGAUUAGUAUGUACUAUAUAGAGAAAGACAGAUUAAUUGAUUCUUUUUAUAAUAAGUAUUUGAAACAUAAAAAACAACACAUGAGUAUGAUUACUAGAAAAAAUCAAAACCCCAAAAUAUUUACUAUAAAUUCCUUAGAAAUUAUAUAAAUAUAAAAAGAAAUUAUAUAUAAAAAAGUUACCAUUUGAGGAACCAAUAAUUACUUUCAAAAAAAAGGAAAUGUAACAAACACAAUUGAAAUUUGAUAGAUAACUUUACCGAAAAGUAUAAACAUGAAAUUUAUUCCAUCGCGUUCUGCAGCGAAUUGAAUAAUUUCAAUAAACUUUUGGAUUGCAGAAUAAAAUAUAAAAAAUAAAUAAAAAAGGGAAUUUGUAAUAUUUUAUCACUAAAAGAAAUUUAAAUGUUUUACGCAACCAAACUGAAAAAUAGUAUAAAAUGAGUGCAUGUGUAAAUUUGUUGAAGUAAUGUGGAAGAAAGAUUAAAUAAAUGUUUAGAAAACUGAA
Molecule: messenger RNA, 7120 nt
Organism: Hermetia illucens (black soldier fly)
Lineage: Eukaryota; Metazoa; Arthropoda; Insecta; Diptera; Stratiomyidae
Product: pleckstrin homology domain-containing family G member 5
Exons: 14
Coding region: 1450-5283 (1277 amino acids)
Biological process (GO): Rho protein signal transduction; endothelial cell migration
Cellular component (GO): endocytic vesicle; plasma membrane; axon
Molecular function (GO): guanyl-nucleotide exchange factor activity
Source: RefSeq, a predicted model, not a curated record